CGAGGACAAUGGUGGUAGUGAUUCCUAAAGAUGCUACGAUGCCAGAGCCAUGGCUAUGGCUGCCAGGAAGGACAACAUGACGAUAUUUGGCGAGGAUGCAGUCGAUACAAUCACAGGGGUAGGCGGCGCCGUCGUUGUCGGCGCAAACGUCAGAGGGAUGAUAUUGUUGCAUACCUUGGCCAAAGUGGACGCUGGUGUGCCACCCACCGUGCACGACAGCCCUGCAAAGUACCGCACCGCUUUCGCGCACGGAUCGAUCAAACACAACGGGCGCCAUUCCGCCGCCCCGGUCGGGGACACUUUGACAUUCGCGGCCAGCAAGCAUUGGCGAAGCUGGUCAGGAUAGGCUAAGGGCGUAUCGUCCAGCGAGCAUUCACUGGUCGAGUUGACGGUCACAGCCGGCGACGUUGUCGGUGGGCGGGACGCCAUGUCGUUGUCGCAAUACUUGGCGACGGUGGCGGCGGGGACGCCGCUGAUGGAGCAAUUCAGUGGCGCAAAGAGUUUGGUGUACUGGACGCAAACGUCGUACUUGCAAAAGACUGGAGACGUCGCAGCCGUCAAUGUGGUCACACCAGACACGAGUUGGCACUGCUUGAGAUAUGGGGCAAUGGCUGCCGUAACGUUGGACGAGCACGUUGCGUCGCACACGCCGCCGAGGAUCGAGGCGGGCUCGUUGUUGAGCGUACAGUUCAGCGACCCCAUGCCUCGGACCAAGUUGCGGCAUGGCUCGUAAACACACGAGCGUUGAAACUCUUCCAGGGUAAGAUUCGUCGGGGACAUCUUGGACACGUUGAAGCACGCACUCAGAUCUGAAGCAAGGGGCAACACGUCUGCUCCAUCGCAUUCGCGGCCACUGGCUGCGGCGGUGCAAAUGAUGCAAAAGAUGGCGACUACCGCGGCGAAGAUGCGGUAGCGCAUGAUGUUGUCAGUGUAGUGUCGGAGAGUGUCUGCGGCAGAG
Molecule: messenger RNA, 958 nt
Organism: Aphanomyces invadans
Lineage: Eukaryota; Oomycota; Saprolegniomycetes; Saprolegniales; Verrucalvaceae
Exons: 1
Coding region: 31-351 (106 amino acids)
Source: RefSeq, a predicted model, not a curated record